UUCCCAUUCAUCCAACGUGAAAAGGUAGAAAAAUACCACGAUAAGUUAAAUUAAGUUUUAACAGAUUUUGUCACAAAAAAUUUCGUAAAUUCGGCGUAGAGAGAUGGGACAGAAAGAAAAGACUAUCUCCAAUGACUUACUAAAGAUUCCGUUUCUCAAAUACUCCAUAGUAACUGUCAGUUUACCGGGGUUAUCACUUGCUUACUGUUUUUGGUCGGCAUUUCUUUUUACACAUUCUAGUGAAAUCAACGACACAGACUGCAAUGUCACAAACAGUAUACCGUCAGUGAGUGCAGUUACAGGUGUGAAACCUCAAGCAUACGUAUGGAGAAUAUGUAUAGGACUACAUUCAACACCGAGAUUCUUUGUUGGAAUUAUGUAUUACAAUUACUAUAAAAACAGCUUGCCAUUUAUUAAAAAGAAUCUUCAAGGAUUAUAUAAGUUUCUGAUGAAUUUAUGCUUUUGGCUGUACAAUAUAGAGUGUUCAUGUUUAGUGGCUGUCAGCUGCAUCUCAAAUAAGGAAAAUUAUCCUAUUCAUGAAAAGAUCUUUGUUGUGUUUAUGGUGACAUCUAUAGCUUACAUGGUGUUUGGAACAGUAUUGUACAGAUGGUCAAGACACAAAACUAUGACAGACACGGAGAAAAGAUCAUUUUUCUGGAAGAAAGUCAUGUUAGCAUGGAUCAGCCUAUCCACUGUGGGCCUUCUCUACUACUUUGUGCAACACAGAGUGUAUUGUGUACCUGGAGCUUUCAGCAUUUUCUCAGUGUUUGAAUACAUGAUUGCCUAUGCCAACAUGGGGUACCAUGUAACGGGUUACUUAGAGUUCUCUGACAUGACCCUGAUUGCAGCAGACUUACAUCAAGAAACUGUGAAAAAUGGCUCAUCAAAUCAUCAUCGAUAUCCUAUACGUAAUGGCAGAACUAAGAUUAACUAAUUGAUCAAAUUUAUGAUAUAAGUAUGGUGUUAAAAGGCAUUUGAAGAAUAAAGAGGGCUGUUGUAUUUGUCCUGGCAUUGCUGUUAACUGAAUGCCAGACUUCUCAAUUUCAUUUUAUUAGCUCACCUGUCACGAAGUGACAAGGUGAGCUGUUGUGACCGCUUGAUGACCGUCGUCCGUCAUGCAUCAACAAUUUGUAAAAAAAUCUUCUUCUUGGAAACCACUGGGCAGAAUUUCACCAAACUUCACAGGAAUGAUCCUUGGGUGGCUCCCUUUCAAAAUUUUUCGAAGAAUUGAAUUCCAUGCAGAACACUGGUUGCCAUGACAACCAAAAGGAAAAACUUUAAAAAUCUUCUCCUCAAAAACCAGAAGCCCUAGAGCUUAGAUAUUUGGUGUGAAGCAUUGCCUAGUGGACCUCUACCAAGUUUGUUCAAAUCAUGACCCCGAGGUCAAAAUUUACCCCGCCCCAGGGGUCACUUGAUUUUACAUAGGAAAAUCUUAAAAAAUCUUCUUCUCAAAAACCAGAAGCCGUAGAGCUUAGAUAUUUGGUGGGAAGCAUUGCCUAGUGUACCUCUACCAAGUUUGUUCAAAUCAUGACCCCGGGGUCAAAAUUGACCCUGCCCCAGGGGUCACUUGAUUUUACAUAGGAAAAUCUUCAAAAAAUUUCUAAAAAUAAACCAGAAGGCCUAGAGCUUAGAAAUAUCACAUGUAGCAUUGCCUAGUGGACCUCUACGAAAUUUGUUCAAUCAUGACCCCACCCCAGGGGUCACUUGAUUUUACAUAGGAAAAUCUUAAAAAAUCUUCUUCUCAAAAACCAGAAGGCCUAGAGCUUAGAUAUUUGACGUGUAGCAUUGCCUAGUGGACCUCUACUAAAAUUGUUCAAAUCAUGACCCCGGAGUCAAAAUUGACCCCGCCCCAGGGGUCACUUUAUUUUACAUAGGAAAAUCUUCAGAUUUUUUCUAAAAAUAAACCAGAGGGCCUAGAGUUUAGAUAUUUCACAUAUAGCAUUGCCUAAUAGACCUCUACAACAUUUGUUCAGAUCUGACCCCCAGGGUCAAAAUUGACCCCUCCCUAGGGGUCACUUGAUUUUACAUCGGAAAAUCUUCAAAAAUUUUCUAAAAAUAAAACAGAAGGCCUAGAGCUUAGAUAUUUCACUUGUAGCAUCGUCUAGUGGACCUCUACAAAAUUUGUUCAAAUCGUUUCCCCCGGGGUUAAAAUUGACCCCGCCCCAGGGGUCACUUGAUUUUACAUAGGAAAAUCUUAACAAAAAUUUCUAAAAAUAAACCAGAAGGCCUAGGUCUUAGAUAUAUGAUCAUGUAGCAUUGCCCAGUAGACUUCUACAAAAUUUGUUCAAAUCAUGACCCCCGGGGUCAAAUUGACCCCGCCCCAUGGGGUUACUUAAUUGUACAUAGAAAAAUCUUCAAAACUUUCUAAAAAUAAACCUGAAGAGCUUAGAUAUUUGACAUGUAGCAUUGCCUAGUGGACCUCUACAAAUUUUUUUCAAAUCUUGACCCCCCAGGGUCAAAUUGACCCAGCCCUAGGGGUUACUUUAUUUUAUGUUACUAUAAAUAGCUUAUUUAGUAACUUCUUUAUUAUUGGCCGUAGGGAAAAACCGAGACCACUUUUCUGUGGUACAACAUGGAUGGUACCUCCAAUUCUUAGGUGUAUUUUGACAUAUCUGUACCUUUAAGAAAAUUUCAACUAUAUUUACUCAUGAUUCUUUUGAUUGAUCUGAUUUUUAGCUCAUCUGAUUUUUUGAAAAAAAAUGAUGAGUUAUUGUCAUCACUUGAGCGGUUGUCGGCGUCGGCGUCGCCUGGUUAAGUUUUAUGUUUAGGUCAGCUUUUCUCCUAAACUAUCAAAGCUAUUGCUUUGAAACUUUGAAUACUUGUUCACCAUCAUAAGCUGACCCUGUAUAGCAAGAAACAUAACUCCAUCUUGCUUUUUGCAAGAUUUAUGGCCCCUUUUGUACUUAGAAAAUAUCAGAUUUCUUGGUUAAGUUUUAUGUUUAUGUCAACUUUUCUCCUAAACUAUCAAAGCUUUUGCUUUGAAACUUGGAAUACUUGUUCACCAUCAAAAACAGACCCUGUACAUCAAGAAACAUUACUCCAUCUUGCUUUUUGCAAGAAUUAUUGCCCCUUUUGGACUUAGAAAAUCAGUUUUCUUGGUUAAGUUUUAUGUUUAGGUCAGCUUUUAUCCUAAACUAUCAAAGCUAUUCCUUUAAAACUUGCAACACUUGUUCACCAUCAUAAGCUGACCCUGUACAGCAAGAAACAUAACUCCAUCCUGCUUUUUGCAAGAUUUAUGGCCCCUUUUGGACUUAGAAAAUAUCAGAUUUCUUGGUUAAGUUUUAUGUUUAGGUCAACUUUUUC
Molecule: messenger RNA, 3303 nt
Organism: Mercenaria mercenaria
Lineage: Eukaryota; Metazoa; Mollusca; Bivalvia; Venerida; Veneridae
Product: post-GPI attachment to proteins factor 2-like
Exons: 5
Coding region: 104-934 (276 amino acids)
Biological process (GO): GPI anchor biosynthetic process
Cellular component (GO): endoplasmic reticulum membrane; Golgi membrane
Source: RefSeq, a predicted model, not a curated record